Molecule: messenger RNA, 5004 nt
Organism: Xyrichtys novacula (pearly razorfish)
Lineage: Eukaryota; Metazoa; Chordata; Actinopteri; Labriformes; Labridae
Source: the annotation of a GenBank genome assembly
GAAAGGUCUGACCGGAUAUAUCGUUUUCACUUCUUGUAUUUUGACAGGAGUAAACACUGUUUAGUAUCACAGUCCAGUUUGUAAACUCCGAACGGCGUAUUCUCGCUAUUUAUUUUGUCUUCAGUGAGGAAGUCUUCAAGAUUUUUACCAUGAGUGUGUUUAUCUCGCUCGGCUGUUCUUAUCGCACGAAUAUGCCGUAGUUUGACUCGCUAACGCUAGCUUUUAGCGCAGCUUUAGCCGUGGAGUUCACUGACCCUCGUCUGCAUGGCGUCUUAGAAACAGAGUCCAAAGUCCGGGGAAACGUCAAAACUCUGCUGGGCAACUCUUUUUAGCAAAAAUGUCUCAGUUUGUUGACUCUGAUGACACCACUCCACUGCUGGGGGAUGAUGCAUGCAGGUGAGUGUAGAGACCUUUUAGUUAUUUAACUAAAUAAAUCUGCUGCUGUGACCUGGUCUGGGAUCAGUAUUCACUGGACAACCUUACAAAGCUAUUUAACAUUCAGUAGAUUUGAUCCUCCAUAAUUUAUGAUCCAUGUUUUGGACAGAAUGGUCGCACUAACAGUAGUGGAGAGUGGGGUAAGAUGAGCCACUUUUCAUAUUUCAGAUCACUUCAUCAAGGCAAUCAUAGUUUUGUCUCAAACUAGUGUAUCUGCAUAUAUUUCAAGAUGUUGUUCAUCCCUGCAAACCAACAGAAUGAGUGUAAACAGAACUGUCUUGAUAAUAUAGCAUGUCCAAAAAAAGUGGUCCCCUAUGGUGAACUUGUGGGGUAAGUUGGGCCGUAUUUCUUUGACCAUUUCCAAGCAACAGGAGGUGGCUCAACUUACCUUUUGGCUUAUGUACCCCACUCUCCCCUACUAACUGUACUUGUUUUAUUUUGGAGGGGUCAUGUUUUGUGUAUGUGCCUAUAGCCCUAAUUCACCUGAGUUGUUUUGUCACCCUGCCUGUGACCAGUGAUGACUCCCGGGAUGAAGAUUACAGGAGUCGAUGGAGGUCCAUCCGAGUCAUGUACUUCACCAUGUUUCUCAGCAGUGUGGGUGAGGACGCCCAUAAUUUAUAGGCAUAUUAUUUCUUUUUUAAAUCGAGCCUUUAGCAGGAACUUUUCAUGGUGUUUGGGAAGUUGGUUUAUCUAUUGCUAGGUUUUGAAAAUAGUUCAGAAAACCAUCUUUAGGCUGCCCUGUCUAUGGAUGGCAAUAUUUAGUUUGUGUCUCCAUACAAACCACUGCACUAAGUCCAUACAUAUCUGUGUAUGUGCCCUUUAGGUUUUACGAUUGUCAUCACAUCACUCUGGCCUUACUUGCAGAAGGUACGCAUCACCUUUUUUGUCUAAUGAUGAAAAAAUUACCUGUCGUAUAUCUGCACCUCUGAAAUGCUAUCAUAAUGUUGUGCCUCUCGUUCUUUUAACAGGACAUGUUUCAUUUUGUAUCCCUCUUGGUCAUGUGUCCUGCAGGUUGAUGAUACCGCCAACGCCAGCUUCCUGGGGUGGGUGGUGGCAGCUUACAGUCUCGGUCAAAUGGUGGCCUCUCCCAUUUUUGGCCUUUGGUCCAACCACCGGCCCAGGAGGGAGCCACUCGUGUGCUCGAUCUUCAUCAACCUGUCUGCUAACAUCUAUUACGCCUAUGCUUACUUGCCCCCGAACAACAACAAAUACCACAUACUCAUAUCUAGAGCCUUUGUUGGCUUUGGAGCAGGUGAUAAAUUGCUUUCUUAUAAUUUUACAAUUUGUAUUUUGUUAAUAAAUGAUCUGUGUUACAUGAUUUCUGACAGCUUUCAUAAAAUUCAGCAUUUUCAUCGCAGGUAAUGUAGCUGUGGUGAGGUCCUACGUUGCUGGAGCUACGUCACUGAAGGAGAGAACUGGUGCCAUGGCAAACAUGAGUGCCUGUCAGGCCCUGGGUUUCAUCCUGGGACCAGGUAACCUUUAAUUCACAUCAUGCAAAUCUGGUUUACAUUGUUAGAAAAAUCAAAAAUGAAAGAGUUCUUUGCACAUUAGCUUUGCAGGCAUGCCUGUCGUUCGUUGGUGAGGAUGGUGUUACUGUGAAGGUCAUCGACUUGCAGCUCAACAUGUACACAACUCCUGCUUUACUGGCUGUAGCCUUUGGUCUCAUCAACAUCCUGUUGGUUGUUUUCUUGCUGAGGUGAGGUUUCACCGAAAUACAAAUUGAAUUAAUUUCCCUUGUUUCCUGUAAGUUUUGGAUUCUUUAGGCGUGAAAAUAAGUUAUUCGUCUUAUUUAAUAUACAAACAAUAAUUUAGAUCCUCUGAAUUAUCUCUGCCCUCCUUGGUUUGGGUUCAGCUUUAAUUUUUUUUAAAGUUUUUUAAAUUGCUAAAAUAUCUGUUGUGAUUCUUCGUCAAUAGGGAGCAUCGUGUUGAUGAUCAUGGCAAACACCUUCGAGCCAUUAACUACUCACCAGAAGGUAUUUACAGCCUGAACUUAAACUACUAUAUUUCUUGUUAUGGCAGCUUUUUUUUCUGUUUUGUAUUUGUUCAAGGGCCUGUGUCCACUAAUAGCAUUGUUUAGACUGGCACUACUUUUUUUGCAUAAAAUCCACGUAAUUCAGGGUUUCAAACUAUCAGCAUAUCAGGCACAAAAAUGCCCUUAUCAUCAGAUAUUUUUUGUUUUAUCGUUCAGCUAAACACUGGAAGGAAUUUACAGCCCAGAUUUAUAUUACGGCAUUUGUUUUUAUUGUGUUCUUGUUUAAGGGCCCGUGUCCACUAACAGCAUUGUUUGGGCAGGCAGCACCGAAUUUCUGCACAAAACCAAUGUAAUUGAGGGUUUUCACCACCAAGAAUCCCUAAUGCAAAAUCAAGAGGGUGCAGGACUUAAGUCAUUGAUUUUGUUAGUGAAAAUGGAGGAGGAGAAACAAAGUAACAUUUUCUGAAAUAGAAGAUAUGUAACAUACACAGCAACAGAAAAAGUCAAGAGACAGCUUUGCAACCUAGCAGCUGUAAGCACUCACUAAGAAUGCUGAAACUGCAAAAUUAAGACCCGCUGUGCUGUCCGGACAAAGAGCUCCUUUAGUGGACACAGGCCCUUACGCCUCUUUUAAUGUUCUCCUGCCACAGAUGGUGAAUAUCUGAGCGAAGAAUCAGAAGAGAGCAUAGACCAGGUAGCGGUCCUGACUUCCAACAUCCUCUUCUUCGUCGUCAUGUUUAUCUUCGCUGUCUUUGAGACGUAUGUAUAUCCCUACUCUCUCUCUCUUCGCAAAAUGAAAAAAAAUAUUUGCUUCUGCUUCUCUUCAUUGGUGUAUUUUUGUCACUUUUUCAGAAUAGCCACCCCUUUGUCCAUGGACAUGUUUGCUUGGACGAGAAAAGAAGCAGUGUUGUACAAUGGUAUCAUCAUCUGCUGCAUUGGCUUUGAAUCCAUUUUGGUGUUUUUAGUUGUGAAAGUGGCCUCUCAAAGGUGCGCUCGCAUACAUGCAUGAACUGGAUUUGAAAUAUAUCACAACUUUAAUGCACAUGUUUGAGAAAACUGAUUUUUGUCUUGCAGAGUCGGGGAUCGUCCUGUUUUGCUUGCAGGUUUGGCCAUUAUAUUCUGUGGCUUCUUUAUUCUGCUUCCAUGGGGGAAUCACUACCCAAAAAUCCAGUGGGCAGGUAUGUUUAGUCACUAUUCUGGUAUCAGGCAGUCUACUGGGCCUACAAGAACCCAUCUGCGCUGGAUUCAAGUGUUUAUAUCCUGUUUUUCUUUUCCAUAUCCAGACAUCAAAAACAACUCUUUGGUCAGUCACAUAUCUGCACCCACAUUAUUACCCAACAGCUCCAUAGAGCCAACUGGAUGUCCUAUUGAACAGACCUGGUGUCAGUAUACACCAGCCAUCCACCUGGCCCAGUUCAUCUCAUCUGACGUCCUCAUCGGGAUCGGAUACCCCGCCUGCAACGUCAUGUCAUACACACUGUAUUCCAAGAUCCUAGGACCUAAACCCCAGGUAAGAAGAGCUUUAAUUGACAAAAGCAAAUGUGUAGCUGCAGUGGAAUUGCUUUCCAAGUUCAUAGAACAAGUCCCACUGGUUUCUGCAGGGUGUGUACAUGGGCUGGUUGACAGCCUCAGGCAGCGGGGCUCGGACACUGGGACCAGUCUUUGUCUCCCAAGUCUACACCAUCCUCGGUCCCCGCUGGGCCUUCAGCCUCAUCUGCGGCCUCAUGGUGGGGUCAGUUAUCCUCCUUGCUGCUCUUUAUCACAGACUCAUCGCCUUCUCUGUGCGCCACGGAAGGACUGUGGAAUAGGGAGUGGAGCUUCCCACUGCAGAGACACUGAUUGUUGUUUUCCUGUUUUGUACUCAAGCUAAAUCCAGGCUCCGUUGAAGGCUCUUCAUUCAAGUUACUUUUGAUUGACGGUAACUAAUAAGCUGCAAAAGUUUGAGACUCAGGGUUGAUCUUUGAACUCUAAGGUGGAGAGAUAAGGUCGGGUUUUCACUCAGACUUGACCAAUGAAAGCGGCCUCUUGAGUUUAAAGGGAGCCAGCCGCAGCUGCACUUUGACUCACUUGUUGUGAAAGAACACAGGUACUGCAUUGUUCCAGUGGGUCCAUUUUAUGAAUCCGAUUAUUCUUUUAAAUCAGAAAGUCUCUAAUAUUUGUUACUGAAUGCGCAAGUUUGAUGUAAACGUGAGAAUAUAUUUUAAUCGUAACAUUUUUAAUACACAGACUGUUUUAGCAAAGCCUUAAAUUUGUGAAUUUUCAAACCAUACAGACUAUGCGAAGGAACCACCAUGACCAAAUUAAGGAUACUUGUUAACUAAUGCUGUUAUGUAUUUGUAUUAAGUUUUAUGGACAUGUACUGACUGCUUUCUGAUUCACUGAAUGUGGAAUUCAAUGCGCUCAAAUGUACUGACUGAGUGACUGGUUAUUAUUUCUUUUACUGUAUAAUAAACGUUUUGUACAGAGAAAGGUAACUGGAAAAGAAGCAAACAUAUGAAAAGGUUAUUUUCUGCUAGAAAUGUUAAAAAUUAACGUGUGAAUGUGGAUUCUGAUGAAUUUUUGAGUGAGAUAUUAAAGAAGUGGUGUGAUCUAUUAUA